GGAAAUGCGCGUGCGCGGGAAGGGGGAAGCUUCUCCCAUGGAACGUUGGCCCAGAUUUAUUACACAAAGGAUGGGACGGGAGCUGCGGCUGUUGCAGUAAAGUGACUAAGGAAGGAAGUGGACUACAGGAUCAGACACUGCUGGGACAGAGGACAUAGAAUCCUUUACAUUCGAUAUCCAGGUGUCCGACUAGGUUUCCACAGCAGCUGGUGGGACUUACAAUUCGACUGCAACAUGGAUCAGCUCCCAUACCUAGAGAACCUGUUUAACCUGGAGAUGAAGGACAAGAGAAUGGAUCAGAUUUCUGGGAGGAUCCUAAAUCUCACAAUGGAGAUACUUUGCCUCCUGACAGGAGAGGAAUACAUUGUGGUGAAGAAACUUAGUGACCAAAUCAGUGGUGUAUCAGAAGAAUUCACUCUGGAGCCUACACCUCAUUCCUAUGAUCGGGACAAUGACAAAAAGAUCCUGGAACUUGCCAACACGAUCGUUCAGCUGCUGACUGGAGAGGUCCCCCUGAAGUGUGGUGAUAUUGCGGUCUACUUCACUACGGAUGAGUGGGAGUACUACAAAGAACACGAAGAACUAUACGCUGACAAGGUGAUUGUAUCUGCAAGGUCUCUCAGACUACAGCGUCGGACUUCUCGCAGGGAUACAGGACCAGAACCCCCCAAAGUUAAAAGAAAGGGGAAAAGAAAAUAUGUCAGGAGAAAGGUCAAGGAAUCUACUCAGCACGAUGAGGGAAAUGGAAGAGAUGCAUGCAAAGAGGAAGAAUAUACCGCAGACAAUAUGGCGUGUAACCCGGCAAAUAGUGAUACUGAUGAAAGUUUUGACGGCUUGUUCGCAGUUAAAUGUAAAGAGUGUGGUAAAAGAUGUCAAAACAAGGCUGCUUAUAUAUCUCACCUAAAGGCACAUACCAGGGUGUACAGCUGUAAUAUCUGUGGUAGUUUUUUCGCCGAAAAGGUGUUUCUUCUUCAACACCAAAAAAACCACAUUGAAGCUAGGCCGUACUGUUGCCCCGAGUGCGGGAAGCGCUUUGCCCGAUUAAUCAACCUUGAAACCCAUCGGAGGAUUCACAGUGGGGAGAAGCCAUUUUGUUGCUCUGAAUGUGGUAAAGGUUUCACUUGUUCUUCAAAUCUUGUUAAACACCAGAGGAUUCACACGGGGGAAAAACCAUUUACUUGUUCGGAGUGUGGAAAGUCCUUCGUGAAAAGCUCGCACCUCUCUAGGCACAAGAGGAUUCACACCGGCGAGAAACCGUAUACUUGCCUCGACUGUGGUAAACGCUUCACCAAUAAAGAAAAUCUGGUCACACACAAGAGGUUUCACACAGGCGAGAAGCCAUUUCCCUGCGCGGAAUGUGGCAAAAGUUUCAAAUUUAAAUCGCACCUCAUUGUACACCAGAGGACGCAUACCGGAGAGAAGCCAUUUGCAUGCUCAAUCUGUGGGAGGCGCUUUGUAGAACGUUCGCACCUCAUGAAACACGAACGCAGCCACACCGGAGAAAAGCCGUAUAAGUGUAAGCACUGCGACAAAGCUUUUGGCCGCAGCUCACACUGCGUCAACCACGAAAAGACGCACAUACGGGAGAAAAAAUUUCCAUGUCCAGAUUGCGGCAAACGCUUCGGGCUGAAGAGCCAACUAAACCGGCACUGGAAAACUCAUUAAUGAAAUUAUAUGUGUACAAGCUGACCUGACAGGAAAUAAUACAUCUGGCAUCAUUCUGAAAUUUUGACUAGCUAGAAAUGUAAAUUGACUUUCCUCUGCGAUGAUUGGUUAUGAUUGGCAAAUUAAGGGGUACAUUUAUCAAUGAGUUUUAACUAUUUAAAACUU
Messenger RNA from Pseudophryne corroboree (corroboree frog), 1830 nucleotides. RefSeq names its product zinc finger protein 501-like. The transcript has 6 exons. Gene Ontology annotation, cellular component: nucleus. Lineage: Eukaryota; Metazoa; Chordata; Amphibia; Anura; Myobatrachidae. Gene Ontology annotation, biological process: regulation of transcription by RNA polymerase II. Bases 235 to 1665 code for a protein of 476 amino acids. The record is from RefSeq and is a predicted model, not a curated record. Gene Ontology annotation, molecular function: DNA-binding transcription factor activity, RNA polymerase II-specific.